Trypanosoma conorhini is the source of this 897-nucleotide messenger RNA. RefSeq lists its product as uncharacterized. The record is from RefSeq and is a predicted model, not a curated record. Lineage: Eukaryota; Euglenozoa; Kinetoplastea; Trypanosomatida; Trypanosomatidae. The transcript has a single exon. Bases 1 to 897 code for a protein of 298 amino acids.
AUGCAGAGCGAAGAAUCGACGCCACCCACCGCGGCGGAGCGUCUCCGUGCGGCGCGGCGGCGGGAGGCGGCGGUUCUCUACGGGCUGUCGUUUGACCGCCGCCGCCGCGGCUUUGUUCAAGGCCCGCCGCCACCGCGAAGCGCGCCGGACGCCGCAUGCACGCUUGGCCGUGGCGGGCAGGUGUACGAGGGCGAUGUUCCGCUGGUGCAGCGGCUCAUUCAAGGCGAGUUUCAGGAGCCGCACGACGCGGAGGCGCGACACCGCAGAAGCAGCAGCAGCAACAACGACAACAACAACAACAACAACACCGGUGUUGUUGCCCACAGCAAUCCGCCAGGCGGUGGCGCGGCAGCCGAAAGCACCGUGACUGACGUCUCGACCACGCCUGUCACUUACUACGCCAGGCCGCUGAAGAUCCUCAGCGCCAAGUGGAGCGGCGGCGACACCCCGCGGCGACCUGGAUGGUGCACGCACAGUGCAGCUGCGCACACAAGAACCGCAAAACCAGCCGUGAGCAGCAGCAGCAACGCCGCGACGCGAACAGCGCCCCCACGGCUCCGCCUGUCUUCCGCAGCGACGGCGGGGUCCAGCAUCGGCGGGUCCAAGGUUUUGAGCCGGGCCACGGGUCAGCCGACGACCACGACGCGGGACCGACCCCACUCGUCCUCCUCAUCGGUCAUGACGCGCAAUACAACAAUCUCGACAACCGCGACCGUGACGACGAUGGCGCCCCGCGCACGAACGGCAAACGGCAGCAAAACAGCUGUGGGAGGCCCGCAGCUUCAGGGAACAGCUCCCGCGCGCCCAUCAAAGGCGAAGGUGCAUCCUGGCGACGGUGCUUUGGUUCUGUCUAAGGAAGAGUAUCAGCGCCUCCGCCAGCUUGUUGCAUCGGUAUGA